AUGGAGUUCAUGGCCGUCCUCAUCAACAUCUUGCCCUUGGUCCCCGAAGCAUGCCGCAACGCGGAGAAGCCGCCCGUGGCGCUGAUCUCGUGCGGCGUCGUCGAGGCCGCCGCGGUGGUCUUUCUCGUGGCGUUCAGGGCGCCUGGAGGCAUAUUUGAGCACAAUGGCAAGGCGCCCUACUACGUGUACUACGGCAUUACCGGAGGUGUGGGCGUCUUCGGCUUCGUGGAGGCCUCGGUUGGCUUCUGGAUCACUGGAGACCUCAACGGCCGGCGUGCCGUCGGCAAGACGGUCCUGUGGAUGUCCAUCUUGCCUCUCGUCCUGGUGGCUGCUCUCGGAGGCUUCGUCUUCAUGAAAUAG
Messenger RNA from Oryza brachyantha (malo sina), 360 nucleotides. RefSeq lists its product as uncharacterized. The transcript has a single exon. The coding region runs from base 1 to 360 and encodes 119 amino acids. The record is from RefSeq and is a predicted model, not a curated record. NCBI's taxonomy places the organism in Eukaryota, Viridiplantae, Streptophyta, Magnoliopsida, Poales, Poaceae.